CAGUGGAUCAUCUUGUGAAUAUAGUAAGCUUAGGACAUACUUUCUACCUGGAAGAAGCCACGGACACAAAUUUGUUUCCCAUUUUGAUGGAUAUCAAUUUCUGGGGUAAUGUGUAUCCAACCUACGUAGCUCUACCUUACCUGCGGCAAACGAGAGGUCGAGUCAUCGUGAAUGCAUCAGUGGAGAACUGGUUACCCUUGCCAAGAAUGAGCUUAUACUCUGCAGCAAAAGCCGCAGUUAUAAACUUUUACGAGACCCUGAGGUUAGAGGUGAAGGAUGACGUCGGGAUCACAAUAGCGACGUACGGAUGGAUAGGGACUGAAAUAACAAGAGGAAAAUUCAUGAUGGAGGAAGGUGCAGAUAUGCAGUGGAAGGAAGAAAGGGAAGUUCGUGCAUCCGAAAGUUCAGUGGAGGAAUUUGCCAAGUUGAUUGUGCAGGGAGCAUGUCGUGGAGAUCCAUACGUGAAAUAUCCGGGCUGGUACGACAGUUUCCUUCUCUAUAGAGUCUUCGCGCCAAACGUCCUCCAAUGGACAUUUCGCGUGCUAUUUGCACAUCAAAGUGCUAGGAGAACUUCCUUUAUUGGAACUGGAAGGCCUCUUCUGGAGUCAUCCCCUUCCUCAUCUCCAUCCCUCCUCUUCCUCAUCUUCUCCUCAGAGACACGGAGGGCAUAUCGUGAUGCAAGAGCUGCCGAAAAUGGAAUGAAGACAACACCAAGACUCAAGUCUUUACUCUGAUUUUCCAUUGGAUAUGUUCAAGAAUGUGUCUUUAUCAAGAUUUUGUGCAGAUCAUUGUAAUAUGAUAUUUUCUGUUCUCGAGCUGAAUAAACCAAUAAACUUGGUUUUUGUGUUCU
Messenger RNA from Lycium ferocissimum, 850 nucleotides. RefSeq names its product 11-beta-hydroxysteroid dehydrogenase B-like. Bases 87 to 734 code for a protein of 215 amino acids. Gene Ontology annotation, molecular function: oxidoreductase activity. The record is from RefSeq and is a predicted model, not a curated record. The transcript is spliced from 4 exons. Lineage: Eukaryota; Viridiplantae; Streptophyta; Magnoliopsida; Solanales; Solanaceae.